AUGAUGGUGGUGAUGAUGAUCAUCAUUGAUGGUUUGGGUGUUGUUGUUCUCAUUAUUGAUAGUUUUUGCCACCAUCGAAGAUCCGAGAUCAGGCUCCUUCCCGGUGGCUGUCGGACUUUGGCGGUGGGCGAGGGUGAUUUUGCCUUUUCCGAGGGGCUGUCCGCUUCCCGGAGCUGCACUGGCAGUGCCCCGGAGCUGGUGGUGACCUGUCUGGAGCCCGAGGAGGACAUCAGGAGCCAGUACGCAGAUGCAGACCAGCGCCUGGCGCGCCUGCGUGGUGACGGCGCCAAGGUGAUUUGCGGCGUGGACGCAACGGAGCUGCUGAAAGGACCACUGGUGGACGAAGAGCCCUUUGAACGCAUCGUCUUCAACUUCCCACUUCUGCCGACGAAGGUGCACAAGCCCCGGGCAUCGAGCGCAGACGUGCAGAUCGCAAACCGCGCCAUGCUGGUCGAGUUUCUGCGAGGUGCGGCUACCUUCCUGAGGAAGGAUGGUCUGCUUCUGAUCGCAAACAAGGAUUGCUACCCGUACUCAUGGUGGCGACUGGAGUCUCUGCCGGAAUGGGCUGGUGGCCAGCUCGCUUUCAUGGGCGCCGUUCCGUGGCAGUACACCGAAUACCCUUCUCUCUAUGGCGGACCCUGUAACGUAAAUCGAGAUGCGUCCGUGAAACCUACGGAUGCGACAAUUUUCCUCUAUGCCCACCGGGACAGCGAGAAUUUCAGGCUCGCUCUGGAAGCAGCCUCCUCGUGGAGGUACUGCUGCGACCCUGGACAGUCGAAGCAGGGACCCUUCAGCUUCAGGUGCGAUAUGUGCCAUGUGAGCACCCGGACUGCUGGUGACCUUCAUGCACACGAGGCCGGCAAGAUCCACAAGAAGCGCGCCCACCUCGAACGGCUCUGGCAG
Messenger RNA from Symbiodinium sp. CCMP2456, 903 nucleotides. Lineage: Eukaryota; Dinophyceae; Suessiales; Symbiodiniaceae. The record is from the annotation of a GenBank genome assembly.